AAUAAAUGCUUAGUGACAGCGUGACCGUUCCAGUCCUCUGCAUGAUACUAGUGCAUGCUGACAGCAAUCUCAUUAGAUAAAUGCAGCUGAGCUGCCCUGGUAGCUCAGUGGGUAAGAGCGCUCUGCCUAUACUGCCUAUACUGCAGAGUGUCGUGGGAUCGAAUCCCACCCAGGGCAGCUCUUCAUUAGUGUUGUCCUGGGUGUAGUUGACUUGUUCUGCCUUUGCCUUGCAGCCUCGUUGAUGUUUGCAUGUUUUACUAGGUGGACUUUUUUGCUGCCAAUAAUGUUUCGGUUUACAUGCUUACCUCAGUCUCCUUCCCUGUCCCUCCCUCCCCUAUGAAGGGCAUGGUACAUGUGGGUAACCCCCUGUACACAUUUAUCCAUGUAUUUCUACUUACGUUUUAUUCCUGUCUACUACAACGCAUGCUUCUGCACACAGGCUGGGUUUGCUGCAAGAUCUACUAGUAUUUUGAACUACAUUCAAGAGGCCAGAGGAGUGUCAUGGAGUAUUGGUGGCGAUGAAGGAGACCAUAGAGCAUGUGCAACAUUACCGAAUAUUCUGAGAUACUUCAAUAGUGAAGUGACUGGAGCUUCCUUUGGUACUGGAGGGAAGGACUCUGAUGGAGCACAACUCAACAGAGCUGUGUCUGCAGCCAAAUCUGAUGGGAUUCGUGCUCAGGCUGAAGACCUGGUGGCCAAGAUCAAAGAAAUGCCAGGUGCGAUGGAUAAGUGGAAGUUGGUGACACUCUGGAUUGGUGGAAAUGACCUCUGCCAACAGUGCAAUAAUGAGAAAUUUUCUCCUGAGGAGUAUUACAAUAGGAUAUACGAAACAGUUGACUAUCUGAAAGGAGAACUCCCAAGAACACUGGUGAACAUACCUCUGAUACUGGACGUCGCUACACUAGCUGAAGCCACUACUUUAGUCUGUGGAGCUGUUCGUCUGGUUGCCUGCAAUUGUGCAAAUGGUGACAAUAAAGAGCACACUAGAGAGAGAGUUAAAGAAUACCAGAGACUAGUGGAACAGUUCGACGGUUCAUCAUUCAAUGAUGGGGAUGAUUUUGCGGUGGUCACCCAGCCCUUCUUUAGGGGCUUAACUCUCCCUCGGAAAGAGAAUGGAGAUGUAGACAUGUCAUUCUUUGCUCUCGACUGCUUCCACAUGAACACCUUGGGACACCGUGCCUUUGCCAUAUCUCUCUGGAACAACAUGAUCACCCCGGUGACGAUGAAGAGUGAAACUUGGGACCCCUACAGCGAAGUGAUCGAUUGUCCCAACGAAGAUUUUCCAUACAUCUUUACUGAUCGUACCAUGGAGAGGUUGGCGGCCGUGCGUCAGUCCCAGGGUAAAGAGGGAGAGUUCAAUGCCGAGUCUGACCCCAGCAGCCAGGAGCAGAGUAAGACAACUCCAGUGGGUGGAGUCUCGGACAGAUCUUUGGAGUGACCGUCGGAACUGCAGCCGCUGCUUACAUGGGUCUGGUGGUGGUGGGUGUGGUCAUUGGGGGUGUGACCUGGGGAAGGAGGCGUCGUCGCCGUGCCAACCCAAACAUCGAGACCAUCCCUCUCGUUAAGAAACUGUGAUCACUUUGUGUGUAAGAUUUUUUAUAUCUAUUAUGUAUUGUAUGUGUGAAGACGUAACAAUCUGUAUAUAUAGAAUGCCGGACUAAUUACAGGUGUGUGUGGUGUACCACUGUAUUAUAAUUAUUAUUCAGAGUUCAAUACAUACGGCAAAGUCAAUAAAUGCAAAAUCACACUUCGCAAUAAAAUUCCUGCUCCAAAAUUACGAUAAUGAGAUAAAAGUUGUCACACUUGGAGAAGAAGGCAGGGACACAAAUUGCUGAUCUCUCACACUCAUUCAAUCAGUGUGGGGUUUUCAAAGGGGAAGUGCCAGUGAACUGGAUGUUCACAGAUCAUCUUCUUCCUGACAGUCGGGUGGUGGAGGACGUGUGGGAUGACCUGCCAACAUUCUCCUGAAGGUGAGGUUUAUUCUUGGAUGAAGAGCUCUUCUGCGCACAGGCAGGGAGUGGAACCACAUAGAGUUGGUUGGAGGACACAUCACAAGCAGACUACCGUGACCCAACUCUAGCUUUACUGGGUCCCCAGCAACACACCCACUAGACCCUCCUCCUCCCUCCUCCUCCUCCUCUUCUUCCUCGAGAGUCUCUGUGGCGGAGAACAAAGUCGCGAGGCUGUCCAAAUGAGAGAGAAGCAAUCGGAGCUGUCUGCACGAGCUCUCGUUCAUUGUCUCUGUGUUCCCCUAUGUGAUCCGACCCAUCUCUGUAGCGGUUGACCAGAACGAAAUUGAACGUCUCUCCACCGAGUGCCUCCCCCACGUGAUCCCUGAGGGAACUGACCAAUGGGAUCCAUGGGUUGGCUGGCAUGGUGAUACCGGAGAAGGAAUACGAAAGUCCGUGGUCUCCAAAUGCAGCGUGACGUCGUGGGAUUGAUUGGACCCGUCCUGCCAGACUCACCGUUUGCUGAGAACUGGAGAAGUAGGAAGGUAGAUGGCUCUCCAGCUGCUGGAAUAUGGAGUCUGCCGCAGCCUUUCCGUAGAAAUUGGAGCAGUAGCGGAGGUUGAGUCCCAGUUGGUGUUUGCAGAUCUUCUGAAAGCUGGUGUCUGGUCUGGGUUUGGGUGGUAGUCGUGUGCUGAAGAUAAUCUCCUCUUUAGGUUCUUCAUCCCCGGGAAUCAUGUAUUCUUCUAGCUUUUUUCUCGUCAUCAUUUUCAGUUUGAAUAUAUUUCUGGCUUCUUUGAGUACAUACUAGGGAAUAUAUGUCCUCAAGUCUUCGAAUGUGUCCUCACUCGGUCCUCACUGCACCUUAGCCAGCCAACUCUACUCUU
This is a messenger RNA of Geodia barretti, 2833 nucleotides long. The record is from the annotation of a GenBank genome assembly. NCBI's taxonomy places the organism in Eukaryota, Metazoa, Porifera, Demospongiae, Tetractinellida, Geodiidae.